Messenger RNA from Cydia amplana, 2038 nucleotides. RefSeq lists its product as uncharacterized. The transcript has 2 exons. Bases 7 to 2031 code for a protein of 674 amino acids. The record is from RefSeq and is a predicted model, not a curated record. Gene Ontology annotation, cellular component: lysosome. Gene Ontology annotation, biological process: regulation of catalytic activity. Gene Ontology annotation, molecular function: cysteine-type endopeptidase activity. NCBI's taxonomy places the organism in Eukaryota, Metazoa, Arthropoda, Insecta, Lepidoptera, Tortricidae.
CGAAAUAUGUCGUCUUCGAUCGCAGUCGUGACAUUAUUCUUUGUUGCUUCUGUAGCAGCAAAGAGUUCUUUUCACCCGCUCUCUGACGAAUUCAUAUCUCACAUCAACUCGAAACAAAAUUCCUGGAAAGCUGGCCGAAACUUCCCAUUGGACACUCCUCUUGCUUACAUCAAAGGAUUACUGGGAGCACUCGAGAAUCCAUCGCCCACGCUCCCCAUUAUAACCCACGACGCUGAUUUAAUAGCCAGUCUACCGGAAAACUUCGAUGCUAGACAAAAAUGGCCGAAUUGCCCGAGUUUGCAUGACAUCAGAGAUCAAGGGUCAUGUGGAAGCUGCUGGGCAUUUGGAGCUGUCGAGGCCAUGACCGACAGAGUCUGCACAUAUUCGAACGGUACUAAACAGUUCCACUUCUCGGCUCAGGACCUGGUCAGUUGCUGCCCGGAUUGUGGAUAUGGCUGUCAGGGUGGAUAUUUAGAUAAAGCGUGGCAAUACUGGCAUAAAGUAGGCAUUGUAUCCGGAGGGCCGUAUCAUUCGAGUCAGGGCUGCAGGCCUUAUGAGAUCGCCCCAUGCGAGCACGCUGUAGACGGCCCCAGGCCGAAGUGUCAUAAAUCUGAAAAUACUCCGGCCUGCGUGAAUAAAUGUGAAGUCGGUUACAACAUAGAGUAUAAUCAAGACAAGCACCGUGCCAAGCAAGUUCAUAUGCUUCGAGGAGAAGAUGACAUAAAAGCGGAAUUAUAUAAAAACGGCCCUGUCGAAGCUGGUUUUACAGUAUACGAUGAUUUCAUUCAUUAUAAAAGCGGCGUGUAUUCACACACAUCUGGAGCCUGGCUUGGUGGUCACGGCAUUAAAAUCUUGGGAUGGGGCGUGGAGAACGGCCAGAAGUACUGGCUGUGUGCAAACUCCUGGAACAGUGACUGGGGAGACAAGGGCUACUUCAAGUUCCUGCGAGGUGAGAACCACUGCAAUAUCGAGGCCAAAGUUGGUGCUGGGGAACCGGACUUAGAUGGUUUAAAAAGCCGAAACAUGUCGUCUUCGAUCGCAGUCGUGACAUUAUGCCUUGUUGCUUCUGUAGCAGCAAAGAGUUCUUUUCACCCGCUCUCUGACGAAUUCAUAUCUCACAUCAACUCAAAACAAAAUUCCUGGAAAGCUGGCCGAAACUUCCCAUUGGACACUCCUCUUGCUUACAUCAAAGGAUUACUGGGAGCACUCGAGAAUCCAUCGCCCACGCUCCCCAUUAUAACCCACGACGCUGAUUUAAUAGCCAGUCUACCGGAAAAUUUCGAUGCUAGACAAAAAUGGCCGAAUUGCCCGAGUUUGCAUGACAUCAGAGAUCAAGGGUCAUGUGGAAGCUGCUGGGCAUUUGGAGCUGUCGAGGCCAUGACCGACAGAGUCUGCACAUAUUCGAACGGUACUAAACAGUUCCACUUCUCGGCUCAGGACCUGGUCAGUUGCUGCCCGGAUUGUGGAGAUGGCUGUCAGGGUGGAUAUUCAGAUAAGGCGUGGCAAUACUGGCAAGAAGUAGGCAUUGUAUCCGGAGGGCCGUAUCAUUCGAGUCAGGGCUGCAGGCCUUAUGAGAUCGCCCCCUGCGAGCACGCCGUAGACGGCCCCAGGCCGAAGUGUCAUGAAGCUGAAAAUACUCCGGCCUGCGUGAAUAAAUGUGAAGUCGGUUACAACAUAGAGUAUAAUCAAGACAAGCACCGUGCCAAGCAAGUGCAUAUGCUUCAAGGAGAAGAUGACAUAAAAGCGGAAUUAUAUAAAAACGGCCCUGUCGAAGCUGGUUUUACAGUAUACGAUGAUUUCAUUCAUUAUAAAAGCGGUGUAUAUUCACACGCAUCUGGAGUAAAGCGUGGUGGUCACGACAUUAAAAUCUUGGGAUGGGGCGUGGAGAACGGCCAGAAGUAUUGGCUGUGUGCAAACUCCUGGAACAGCGACUGGGGAGACGAGGGCUACUUCAAGAUCCUGCGAGGUGAGAACCACUGCGAUAUCGAGACCAGCGUUAGUGCUGGGGAACCGGACUUAGAUGGUUCUUAAAUACCUA